This is a messenger RNA of Lycium ferocissimum, 1037 nucleotides long. RefSeq names its product probable xyloglucan endotransglucosylase/hydrolase protein 33. Gene Ontology annotation, molecular function: hydrolase activity, hydrolyzing O-glycosyl compounds; xyloglucan:xyloglucosyl transferase activity. Gene Ontology annotation, cellular component: apoplast; cell wall. The transcript has 4 exons. Bases 49 to 999 code for a protein of 316 amino acids. Gene Ontology annotation, biological process: xyloglucan metabolic process; cell wall biogenesis. NCBI's taxonomy places the organism in Eukaryota, Viridiplantae, Streptophyta, Magnoliopsida, Solanales, Solanaceae. The record is from RefSeq and is a predicted model, not a curated record.
CCAUCUUUUGCCCCACAUUAUCAUAAACAAGAAGAAGAAAAAGAGAAAAUGGGAUUAUUUCCUCACGAUAAAACAAUGGUAUUAACAGAGUUCUUGAUUUUGUGCAUGAUCGUUGUCGUUUCAUGUCGAGGUCCAGUCUACACACCACCAGAAGUCGAGAAAUUAACCGAUAAAUUUAGCCGAUUAUCAGUUAAUCAGGGUUAUAAUGUGUUUUAUGGAGGUACUAAUAUUCGUAUGACAAACAAUGGGUCCAGUGCUGAACUUAUCUUAGAUAAAUCUUCAGGUUCUGGACUGAUCUCUAAAGACAAAUACUACUAUGGUUUCUUCAGUGCUGCACUAAAAUUGCCUGCUCACUUUACAUCAGGAAUCGUAGUUGCCUUUUAUAUGUCAAAUUCAGAUGCGUUCCCACGCAACCAUGAUGAAAUUGACUUUGAAUUGCUUGGGCAUGAGAAGAGAAGAGAUUGGGUUCUGCAGACUAAUCUUUAUGGCAAUGGAAGUGUUCACACAGGGAGAGAAGAAAAAUUCUAUCUCUGGUUUGAUCCCACACUGGACUUCCAUGACUAUAGCAUCCUUUGGAAUGAUCAUCACAUAGUAUUUCUUGUGGACAAUGUGCCAAUAAGAGAGGUGGUUCACAACACAGCCAUCUCUACUGUCUACCCUUCAAAGCCAAUGUCAAUUAUAGCGACAAUAUGGGAUGGAUCAAAAUGGGCAACUAAUGGAGGAAAAUACCCUGUAGACUACAAAUAUGCUCCAUUUAUAACAUCAAUGAAAGGAAUAGAAUUAGAAGGUUGUAUAAAGCAUCAAAACUCUUCAGCAACUCCUUCAUGUUCUAGGAGAAGUGCUUCAAGUUUGGACCCUGUUGAUGGUGAAGGAUUUAUGAAAUUAUCACAGCAGCAAAUGACAGGGUUGGAUUGGGCUAGGAGAAAGCACAUGUUUUACUCAUAUUGUCAAGAUACUAAGAGAUACAAAGUUCCACCACCAGAGUGCACUGCUAAGUAAAGUAUUUGUAACUAAUGGACUUGAUUCUUUGUCUAUAA